GCAAUGGCAGUGAUUGUCAGUGUAAUUUUUCAGAUUCAAAAAUGCAUCUCAGAGAUCAAUAGGCAAAGCUUUCCACAAGGUUUUGUUUUUGGCACUGCUGCUUCAGCUUUUCAGUACGAAGGGGCAGUAAAAGAAGAUGGAAGAGGGCCAUCUGUGUGGGAUACUUUUUCUCAUUCACCUGGAAAAAUACUGGAUAAUACCAAUGCUGAUGUUGCAGUGGAUCAAUACCAUCGUUACGAAGAAGAUGUGCAACUUAUGAAAGACAUGGGAAUGGAUGCAUACAGGUUUUCGAUUUCUUGGUCUCGAAUUUUCCCAUAUGGAUCUGGAGAAAUUAAUCAGGCAGGAAUAGAUCACUACAAUAAACUCAUCAAUGCCUUACUAGCCAAAGGAAUUGAACCAUAUGUGACCCUCUACCAUUGGGACCUACCCCAAGCCUUGGAAGACAAGUAUAGGGGUUGGCUUAGCCCUUUCAUCAUAAAAGACUUUGCAAGAUAUGGUGAAUUAUGCUUUGAAAAAUUUGGAGACAGAGUGAAAAACUGGAUCACUUUCAAUGAGCCUCAUACAUUUGCAAUGAUGGGAUAUGAUCUUGGAAUUGAAGCUCCUGGAAGAUGUUCUAUUCUUCUUCAUCAAUUGUGCAGACAUGGAAACUCUUCUACUGAACCUUAUAUUGUCGCUCAUAAUGUUCUUAAUUCUCAUGCAAUAGUAGUGGACAUCUAUAGGAAAAAGUACCAGAAAAUACAAGGGGGCUCUAUUGGAAUAUCUCUGGAUGUGAUUUGGGUUGAGCCAGCAACAAACUCAAAGGAAGAUAUUGAAGCAGCUCAACGAGCCUUAGAUUUUCAACUUGGCUGGUUUCUAGAGCCAUUAGUUUUUGGAGAUUAUCCAAACAUAAUGAGAAGUAGAGUCGGUAAUAGGCUACCAACAUUUUCUAAAUCUCAAGCAUCUCUUCUUAAAGGAUCAUUAGAUUUUGUCGGCAUUAAUCAUUACACCACACUUUAUGUCUACAACCUCGCCGUUCCGCUUCAUGAUUACAUCGAAGAUUCUGCUGUCCUUACUUUUCCAUUUAAUGGCACCAAUGUCAUUGGAGAAAGGGCGAAUUCUUUAUGGUUGUAUAUAGUACCACACGGGAUGAGAAGUACAGUGAAUUACAUAAAACAGAAAUACGGAAAUCCUCUCAUCAUUGUCACAGAAAAUGGGAUGGAUGAUCCAAAUAACCCAUCUAUCUCAAUCAAAGAUGCUUUGAAGGAUGAGAAAAGGAUUAAGUACCACAAUGACUAUUUAGUUAACCUAUUAGCUUCAAUUAAAGAAGAUGGAUGCAAUGUAAAAGGCUACUUUGUAUGGUCCCUACUGGAUAAUUGGGAGUGGCAAUCUGGAUUCACUUCUAGAUUUGGUCUAUAUUUCAUUGAUUACAAAGACAAUUUGAAGAGAUACCCAAAACAAUCUGUUGAGUGGUUCAAGAAGUUCUUGAAUUAA
Molecule: messenger RNA, 1470 nt
Organism: Vigna umbellata (rice bean)
Lineage: Eukaryota; Viridiplantae; Streptophyta; Magnoliopsida; Fabales; Fabaceae
Product: beta-glucosidase 40-like
Biological process (GO): carbohydrate metabolic process
Molecular function (GO): beta-glucosidase activity
Source: RefSeq, a predicted model, not a curated record